Molecule: messenger RNA, 1224 nt
Organism: Tinamus guttatus (white-throated tinamou)
Lineage: Eukaryota; Metazoa; Chordata; Aves; Tinamiformes; Tinamidae
Gene: CUNH16orf96
Product: chromosome unknown C16orf96 homolog
Source: RefSeq, a predicted model, not a curated record
AUGGGGCCAUCAGUGCCCUUGGCUCUGGGUUUUUUGUCUCUCCCCCAAAGCUCCAGAGCUGUUUUGUUUCAGAAAGCCGGUGUCCAGGAGCCUGGCCCGGAGGACGUGCAGGAGCCGGCCCGCCAGGCCCUGCGCAGGCUGAGCUUGCUGCCGGAGCAGCACGAGGCCAUGGGCACCCGCGUCACCCACCUUGAGAGCCAACUGCGGCAGCGUGCCAGCGUCGGCACCCUGGAUGACAUAGCUGCCAAACUGGAGAGGGUGCAGGAUGAUAUAAAGCACCUGGAGGAUGAAGAAGAGAAGGCACUGGACUUCCGCAAGAAUGUGCUGGAGCAAGUGGGGCAGCUGCGGGAGCAGUGCACCAGGCUGCAGGAGGCUGCGGAGCGGCUCUGGAGUGACACUGAGGAUGUCCAGAGCCUGCGCGAGAUGGUGGAACAUCUGGACAUGAGAAAAGCAGACAAGGCCCUGCUGGAGCAGGGCAUGGACGUUAAAGCAGACAAGGCUGAGCUGGAAACCAAAGUGAGCCAGGAGGAGCUGCAAAGUGCCAUAGCCCAGCUGAGUGAGAUGAUGCAGGACCUGCUGCAGAAGAUGUCUCUGCAGGACCAGGACUGGCAGAAAGCUCUAGAGAAGCUCGUCAGUGACAUGGACUCCAAGCUGGACCACAUGGUGCUGAACCCGCUGCGGGUGCAGCUGGAGCGGGUGUGGAGGUUCACCAAGAAGUACCUGCGCCAGGGCCCGCCCUUCAGCGCCAACAGCGCUGCUGGCUUUAAAAGGCAGCUCUUUGAGCGGGUGAAAUGCAUCUCCUGCGACAGACCCCUGACGAUGGCCCGCAGGCCGCAGCUGGUGACCGUCAGGAAGAGCAACCUGCUCACGCGUCCCCGGCCGGCCAGCGCCAACGGCUACGAGUACCUGGCGCGCCGGGCGCAGGCAAGGGAGGGCGAAGGGAGCACCAUGGCUGCCCAGGGUGCCGGUGCGGCACCGCAGCGCUGGCCUGGGGACGCGUGUGCCACAAGUGCUGCCGGGCAGCUCUUCACCUCCAGCUGCUUCAGCACCGUCUGCCCCUACGGAGACCCCACUGCCUUCACCACCGAGAACGUGAGCCCUAGGCCUGCGUGUCCCCGUGUCUCCAUGCGUCCUCGUGGCCUCGUGCUCUGGAAAGCCACUGAGCUCACAGGCCAGGCACAGCCUCCAGGCCCAUCCGAUGCCACCAGCUCUUCUUCCCUCUAG